AUGGCAUUCGGUAGAACCGGCGAUUCGUCACAAGGCAUUCAAUCUGCAGCUACGCGCGACCUAGCCGUCAAGGGAUGGACAAGUUCAAAACUAGCAUCCACACCCGACCAGGGCGUCGCCUCGCUGUUGGUAUUUCUCCGCAAGAAAUCUGGGGAUCGCCAAAUAUUGUCAAGUAAAGUCGUCGGUCGCGCCAACAAUGUCCUCAUUAUCACCGUCUAUGAAAACGACAAAGAUCGAUUUUACCAUUUAAACAAUUUCCAGUGGGCUGGCAGCACUCUCACCGUCGAAGACUCGAGACCUCCACCCAAUCGAUUUCAGCAAAAUCAACCACAUGACCGGUCUCAAAGUCAUCAACCCUCAUCUCAGCAAUCUCAACCAUCUAGAGGCGCUUUUGGCCAGAAUGGCACAACACCACAUGGUCGUCACCACCAGCCGCUCAUCGGGCCUCGAGGAGGCGGAAUCGCUCAAUACAACCAACCUCGAACUCCUCGUUUCGGUGCGCAAGACACCAAAAAUGAUUCGCUUACAAACGAAGUGGAAAAUACCAUGAUCUCCGUCCUACGCAGACGCUACGACCCUUCCCUCAAACUCCUAAGUCUCAACGCCCUCGGUUCCGACGAAGAACUCCUACAAAUUCCCGGCAUAGUCGGCUCAGAUCCAGCCAAAGUCUUCGAGGCCAUCUUUACCAUCUGCAAAACCAAAAUUUUCGAGACCCCCAGCAAACGUGACGAGUCGGUCCAGAGCAUUACACUGAGCGAUAACGGGUUUGAAUCUGUCGAACAGAUCAUGUCCCUGUCGAGAACAUUUCCGCGCCUCCGAAAUCUCGACCUCGGGCACAAUAAACUCGCAAACAUGGAUUCGUUGAAGUUUUGGAAAAAUCAAUUCCGAGACCUGGAGCAUUUGAUCCUGCAGGGCAAUCCCGUCAACGAACUCCCGGACACAUUAUCGACACUACAGCAGUGGUAUCCCAAGCUUAAAUUGUUCAACAACCUCCCCGUCGGCAAUCGGUCGACAACCCCAAGUGUGCAGCAGCCGCCCUUCCAAGCACCGUCCCAGGUGGUACCGGUACCGGCCGCCCGUCCUCAGCACCCCGAAAUACCGGCAGACUCUUUAUUCGGCGUUCCCCAAGCAGACAAGCCUGCGGAAAUACUUGAGCGCGAGAAGAUGGGCCUACAGUUUAGUUUCGAGACGAAACUGCGGCUGGCCGCCGUGGAGGAGUGCCUGGCGGCCAACAACUGGAACUACGCUUUAGCCAUGAAAAACUUCAUGGAGCUCAAAGCGCAAGGCGCCAUCCCGGCGGAGAAGUUUAUACCUGGCGUUUAG
Messenger RNA from Cladophialophora psammophila CBS 110553, 1323 nucleotides. RefSeq lists its product as uncharacterized. NCBI's taxonomy places the organism in Eukaryota, Fungi, Ascomycota, Eurotiomycetes, Chaetothyriales, Herpotrichiellaceae. The coding region runs from base 1 to 1323 and encodes 440 amino acids. Gene Ontology annotation, molecular function: RNA binding; protein binding. Gene Ontology annotation, cellular component: nucleus. Gene Ontology annotation, biological process: poly(A)+ mRNA export from nucleus. The transcript has a single exon. The record is from RefSeq and is a predicted model, not a curated record.